AUGAACCUCAUUAACCCAAGGGACGAGCGCGAGUACAUCCCCAUCGCCGACCAUGGCUUGAUUGGGAACCUGAGGACAGCAGCUUUAGUCAGUGUCGAUGGAUCCAUCGAGAGCUACUGUGUUCCGAAUUUCGAUUCGCCAUCCGUAUUUGCAAGAAUUCUUGACAAGGACAAGGGUGGACACUUUUCCAUUAUGCCAACAGUCCCGUUCACUACUAAACAGAAUUAUUUGGCAAGCUCCAAUGUUCUCCAAACCAAAUUUAUGAACGAUGAUGGAGUGGUUAGUGUUACAGAUUAUCUGCCUCGACCUCGGAAAGAGCUUCGCACCACACCGAAGCCCCUACUACCCUGGCUCGUUCGGAAAGUAGAAUGCGUACGCGGAAAUCUCCCCAUCCUCAUGCAAUGUGCACCUGCAUUCAACUAUGCUCGCUCGCCACACACUACCACCAUCGUGGACGACGACAGCGUGCUCCCGAACGUUCAAAAGAAAGCUGUCUUUGAAUCCGAUGAACUGACACUCGACCUCCGGUACGUCGUGGAGAAUAGCAUGGAAGACCCAGAUGCUGCAGAACCCGAAAUCUCCCUGGAGUUCUUGGAUUUGUCGGCCAAAGGACACAAGGGAUUGGCUGUGCAGAGUGUUUUGAAUUUGACGGAAGGUCAGGUAGUCACCUUUAUCCUGAGGACUCCGCCCACUGUGACGACGAAGGCGAUAACCAUACCGGAUGAAGCAGCUCAGCAAACCGUGAGAGACGAGACCAGAGUUCUCCGUCGAGCUCCCGAAGAUCCGUUGUUAACGAAGGAAUUGAUGGCCUCUGUCUUGCAUGCCACUAAUCGCUACUGGUAUGAGUGGAUUAGCCAAUCAACCUAUGAUGGGUCGUGGAAAGAGGCUGUUAUGCGUAGUGCGCUCGCCCUCAAACUUUUAGUUUACGAGCCCACCGCAGGUGCUGUUGUGGCCAGUCCCACGUUUAGCCUACCGGAGUACAUUGGCGGCGUAAGGAAUUGGGAUUAUCGUGCCUCAUGGAUCCGAGACUCUUCGUUUACCCUCUACGCCCUUAUUCGAUUGGGCUUCACCGACGAAGCUAACAGUUAUCUUGAAUUCAUUUUUGAGCGUCUCAGAAACAAGAACCCAGAUGGGAGUCUUCAAAUUAUGUAUACCAUACAUGGGGGAAAAGAUCUUGAAGAAAUUGAACUACUACAUCUCGAUGGGCACAAGGGAUCCAGGCCUGUUCGUAUCGGAAAUGGUGCUGCAAAUCAUGUUCAAUUAGACAUUUACGUAUGGAUUGCAUUUACCUUGGCCAGAAGGUUACUUGUCAGGGAAUUGUCCAUAUGGGAGGUCCGGGAUAAGAAACGUCAUUUCACUUAUUCAAAGUUAACAUUUGGGACUCACGGCCUACGUCUCGCCGAUAAACGGUCACUGCCGUGUCCCAAUCGCAAUAAAUGGUUGGCUGCCCGAGACAAUUUGUACGAGGAAAUUAUGGAAAAGGCAUGGAAUAAGGAAGAAAAGUACUUCGGACAAAGUUACGAAGAUAAGGAUGUUCUUGAUUCCGCGGUAUUAAUCAUGCCUCUCGUAUUCUUCCUACAUGCCUCCGACCCAAGAUUUAUGAGCACGCUCAAACAAAUCAUGAAAUCUCCUGAAAAAGGUGGUUUGACUUCCAACAAUUUGGUCUAUCGCUACGACACGUCGAAAGCCGACGACGGUGUCGGAGGGGAAGAAGGAACCUUUUGUUUAUGCACACUCUGGUGCAUUGAGGCGCUGACACGCGCAGGAGAGGUGGAUCGUACCUUAUUACCCAAGGCUGUGAAUAUGUUUGACGACUUUUUAUUGUAUCUCAACCACGUAGGCCUGUGCACUGAAGAAAUUUCGGUUGCUGGAGAAGCCUUGGGCAAUGCCGUUCAAGGAUUUACACAUGUCACACUAAUUUCAGCGGCCUAUAAUCUGUCGCGGACUAUGCGGAAACGAAACUCGAUGUGA
This is a messenger RNA of Psilocybe cubensis, 1971 nucleotides long. RefSeq lists its product as uncharacterized. The coding region runs from base 1 to 1971 and encodes 656 amino acids. The record is from RefSeq and is a predicted model, not a curated record. The transcript is spliced from 23 exons. Lineage: Eukaryota; Fungi; Basidiomycota; Agaricomycetes; Agaricales; Agrocybaceae. Gene Ontology annotation, molecular function: hydrolase activity, hydrolyzing O-glycosyl compounds. Gene Ontology annotation, biological process: carbohydrate metabolic process.